AUGGAGGCAGAGGUCGAUGAGCUGAAACAAUGUUCUGGAAAGCUGACUCUGAUCUGGAUUCCAUACAGGCUGGACUGUAAAAUUAAGAUUAAUCAUCUUGAUUCAGCCAGCAAGAAGAAUCCAGUUAUGCCUAAAGCAAAUGUCAGCAGUAAAGUCAUGUUUUCAGACUUUACAUACCAUGCUUUGCGGCAAUUGUUCUUGAGCAGAAGAAAGACUAAGCACCAUAUUUGUGCUGCUUUGACUAAAACUAUGACCAUGAUACAAAAACUCCAAAAGCAAGACUUGGAGUUGUAG
Sorex araneus (European shrew) is the source of this 294-nucleotide messenger RNA. Its product is annotated as spindle and kinetochore-associated protein 2-like. The transcript has a single exon. NCBI's taxonomy places the organism in Eukaryota, Metazoa, Chordata, Mammalia, Eulipotyphla, Soricidae. The coding region runs from base 1 to 294 and encodes 97 amino acids. The record is from RefSeq and is a predicted model, not a curated record.